AUGCUUCUAAAUAUCCAUUCCAAGCGGCGGACGCUGUCCGAGACCCCGGACGCCCCCAACGCCCCCGAUGACCGCAAGACCUCCUCGCCCUGUUUAUCUCUUGGCCUCUGGCAGUUUUUCAGUGUGGCGGAGAUUGAUGAAACAUGUCCCUUGAUGCAAGCUUCAUCGGGCCUCUGGAAAUCUGGGGCAUCGCUCCAAGCGACACGUCACAGCGUCGCGAUAAUUCAGCAGUCUUGA
This is a messenger RNA of Penicillium diatomitis, 237 nucleotides long. RefSeq lists its product as uncharacterized. The transcript has a single exon. Lineage: Eukaryota; Fungi; Ascomycota; Eurotiomycetes; Eurotiales; Aspergillaceae. The coding region runs from base 1 to 237 and encodes 78 amino acids. The record is from RefSeq and is a predicted model, not a curated record.